AAACCAGCACGCCGCACCCGCCCUCCCCACCCUCCUGCCCAGCCAUUGGCUUAUUGCCGGCUACCGCGUCGGCGAUGUGGGUGGAGCCCGCCUCGAUUUCCUCCAAUGGCGGAGAGGCAGAGGCAGGCUCCGUGGAGGAGGAAGCAUGGCGUGGAGACAGCUGAAAAAGCGGGCCCUGGACGCGGCGAUCAUCCUGGGGGGUGGCGGACUCCUCUUCACCGCCUACCUGACAGCUACAGGGGACGAACGUUUCUACACAGAACACCUGAUGCCGGCUCUGCAGGGGCUGCUGGACCCGGAGUCAGCCCACAGGCUGGCCAUUCGCUUCACCUCCCUGGGGCUCCUUCCGCGAGCUAGGUAUCAGGACUCUGAAAUGCUGGAAGUGAGAGUCCUCGGCCACAAGUUCCGGAACCCAGUGGGCGUCGCUGCGGGAUUUGACAAGCACGGGGAAGCCGUGGACGGCCUCUACAAGAUGGGCUUCGGUUUUGUCGAGGUAGGAAGUGUGACUCCACAGCCUCAGGAAGGGAACCCGAGACCCCGAGUCUUCCGCCUCCCUGAGGACCACGCCGUCAUCAACAGGUACGGAUUUAACAGUCACGGGCUCUCGGUGGUGGAGCACAGGUUACGGGCCCGGCAGCAGGUGCAGGCCAAGCUCACAGAAGAUGGGCUGCCACUGGGCAUAAACCUGGGGAAGAACAAGACUUCGGCGGAUGCUGCCACAGACUACGCCGAGGGGGUGCGCGUCCUGGGCCCCUUGGCCGACUACCUGGUGGUGAACGUGUCCAGUCCCAACACGGCCGGGCUGCGGAGCCUCCAGGGAAAGGCUGAGCUGCGCUGCCUGCUGACCAAGGUGCUGCAGGAGCGGGAUGCCCUGAAGGGGGCGCACAAGCCAGCAGUGCUGGUGAAGAUCGCCCCCGACCUCACGGCCCAGGACAAGGAGGAUAUCGCCAGCGUGGUGAGAGAGUUGGGCAUUGAUGGAUUGAUCAUCACGAACACCACGGUGAGUCGCCCCGCCAGCCUGCAGGGGGCCCUGCGCUCUGAAGCCGGAGGGCUGAGCGGGAAGCCCUUGCGGGAUUUAUCAACUCAAACCAUUCGGGAGAUGUACGCGCUCACCCAAGGCAAGAUUCCCAUCAUUGGAGUUGGCGGAGUCAGCAGCGGGCAGGACGCGCUGGAGAAGAUCCAGGCCGGGGCCUCCCUGGUGCAGCUGUACACGGCCCUCACCUACUGCGGGCCGCCCGUGGUGGGCAAGGUCAAGCGCGAGCUGGAGGCCCUUUUGAAAGAGCAGGGUUUCAGCAGAGUCACAGAUGCCAUUGGAGCGGAUCAUCGGAGGUGAGGAUGUUGGCCGAUGAACUUGGCCUGGAACCUUCCUGUGAACUCGGGCGAGCCUUUGUGGCCGGACCGUGAGAGCGUAGACUGUCUGAGUCGUGCCUGUCAAAGCCGAUCACUGAGGUCACCAGGAUGAGCAGAAGGUGUUCUCCAGUGGCUUGGUCGGAGCGUAAACUGCAGUCAUUGGUCCUUCUAGACUCGAAUCCUGAGAUCCGUCAUUAUGGCAAGGACACUGGAUUUUUGGAGAGAAAAAUCAUGGAAAAAAUACAGCCAUUAAAACCCGAAUUUAAACCCACAGGCCUUGGCCACACCAUGCAGGCCUUUCCAGGCCUCUGUUGGCUGGGUCAGCAGUGGACUUACUAGGAACUUGCCUGUCUUUCAUUCUUUAUUUUUAUUUCUGUGUUUAUUUUGAAAACACUCCAAGCAGAGGCAAACUUACUUGCAUAAACACUUCACUUUGAUUUACCAGCUGCUAA
Molecule: messenger RNA, 1802 nt
Organism: Oryctolagus cuniculus (rabbit)
Lineage: Eukaryota; Metazoa; Chordata; Mammalia; Lagomorpha; Leporidae
Gene: DHODH
Product: dihydroorotate dehydrogenase (quinone)
Biological process (GO): UMP biosynthetic process; 'de novo' pyrimidine nucleobase biosynthetic process
Cellular component (GO): mitochondrial inner membrane; cytoplasm
Molecular function (GO): dihydroorotate dehydrogenase activity
Source: RefSeq, a predicted model, not a curated record